Molecule: messenger RNA, 4561 nt
Organism: Cucurbita maxima (winter squash)
Lineage: Eukaryota; Viridiplantae; Streptophyta; Magnoliopsida; Cucurbitales; Cucurbitaceae
Product: zinc finger CCCH domain-containing protein 44-like
Exons: 10
Coding region: 158-3913 (1251 amino acids)
Molecular function (GO): DNA binding; protein binding
Source: RefSeq, a predicted model, not a curated record
CGUCUGGCCAGACCAGACCGACCACGCAAAGGCUUUUCCUUGCGUUGGCUUGCCUUCGCCAGAAGAACUUAGGGUUGUCAACUUAGGCUCCUUCCCAAUUCCCAAUUCUCACUUCCCACUUCCUGAUCCUAAAUCUCUGUUUCUUUCUUCGAUCUUCAUGGACGAAUCCCCCCACGAUCCCCCUUUGGAUUUGUGUGAACCAUCCCGUCUUCAACCCGAUGACCGGGGUCCUGACCUGAUGAACCUCGAUCAUUCCCCGACUACUCCACAGCCAGAUGAUUCGCAGCUGGUUCGACUCCCACUCCAGGUGGCUGGACCUGUUCUUGCUGCUGAUUCUUCCGCCUCCCCUAACCUGAAUGCUAAAUUCAAGGAUAAGAGUUUGGAGAUUCGGCGGCGAGGUCGUCCUCCUCGCGGUCAAGUCAAGGCGGCUGUGGCGGCGGCGGCACCGAGGCAGAAGAAGGAUGAGGAGGAUGUGUGUUUUAUAUGUUUUGAUGGUGGGAGCCUUGUGCUCUGCGAUCGACGUGGGUGUCCAAAGGCAUAUCAUCCAUCGUGCAUCAAGCGAGAUGAGUCAUUUUUUCGAUCGAAGGCUAAAUGGAAUUGUGGAUGGCACAUAUGCACAAAGUGCCAGAAGGCUUCCUAUUAUAUGUGUUAUACGUGCCCCUUUUCUCUUUGCAAAGGAUGCAUUAAAGGUGCUGAUUACCAGUGUGUUAGGGGAAGCAAAGGGUUCUGUGGAACUUGUAUGAAAAUAAUAAUGCUUAUCGAGAAAGCCACAACUGAUGGAGAAUCGGUCCAAGUCGAUUUUGAUGACAAAACUAGCUGGGAGUAUCUUUUUAAAGUGUAUUGGGUUUAUUUGAAAGAAAAACUCUCUUUAACUGUAGAUGAGCUCAUUCGAGCUAAGAAUUCAUGGAAAAGAAGCAUUAUCAUGGAUCAGAAGUUGGCUCCUAGUUUGCUUCAUGAUGGUAGUAUUGAUAAAAGCCAUGAAACUCAUAAUUCAUUUAGAAGCCCAAAAUCGCAAAGGAAAAGGCCUAACAGGCAACAUAGCUCUCCUAAUAAACUCAGUUCUACAGUGGACGUUCCAAGUAGUAGUGAGGGGACACUAUUUUCUGGAAGCACGAAAUGGGCAACUACAGAGCUCAUGGACUUUGUUGCACAUUUGAGAAAUGGUGACACAACUAGGCUUUCGCCAUUUGAUGUACAAGCUUUACUGCUGGAGUAUGUGAAGAAAAAUAAUCUUCGCGAUCCUCAACUGCAAUCUCAAAUUAUUUGUGAUUUGAGGCUUACCAAUCUAUUUGGGAAAUCACGGAUAGGUCACUUUGAGAUGCUAAAUCUUCUUCAAUCUCACAUCCACAUAAAAGAAACUGCAGCUAAUAAUGUAACCAACACAGGAGCUGGUACUGUGAUCGAUCCAGUUGAAAGCAAAGAAAAGUAUGAUUGUGAAGUAGUGGAUGAUUGUGAAAACAAGCAUAAAACACGAAUGAAAGCUGAUACUAGCAGGCAGCAGCUAAAUGCAGAUGAAUAUGCCGCAGUUGAUGUUCAAAACAUUAACUUGGUUUACUUGCGGCGUGAUUUGAUAGUGAGCCUAAUUGAUGAUCCUAAGAAAUUUAAUGACAUGGUUGUAGGCUCAACUGUGAGAAUACAGAUUCCGAAUAAUGAUGAAAAGCAUGAUUUUCAUAGGCUUGUCCAAGUUGUAGGCAUAAGCAAGAUCCCUGAACCAUACACCGUCGGUGAGAAAACAGUUGAUGUGAUGCUUGAUAUAUUGAACUUGGACAAGAGAGAGUCUGUGUCCAUCGAGGGGAUUUCUAACCAAGAAUUUACUGAGGAAGAAUGUAGGCGUCUGCGCCGGAGCAUAAAGUGUGGGCUUGUCAAACGAUUCCGCAUUAGUGAAAUUCUGGACAAAGGAAGGGAGCUUCAUGCAUUGAAGAUUAAUGAUCUGCUUCAAAAGGAGAUCUCCCGACUCACUCACCUCCACGAUCAAGCAAGUGUGAAGGGCAACAUGGAUGAAUUAAGAGAUUUUGCGGAGAAGUUGCAACAUCUGAAGUCACCUGAAGAAUACCAGCGCAGGCUUCUCGAAAUUCUUGAAGUACGUUCAGAUCCAACUAUGGAUCCAAGUUACGAGUCUGAAGAAGAUAAGGAUGAAUCAAACAAGAAAAGACAAGGAAGUCUCAAGAGAUCUAGAAAUUGUGACUUUGAGGAACAAGAGGAGAAGCUUAACUCACCACGAAAAGAAACCAAUUCAAAUGGUAGUGGAAGUGAUGUACAUCAAAAUUCAACUAGUACUUCAGAGCAAAGUAGAAAUAUUAGUUUACUUGCUCACGUAAAUAAAGAAGGUGACUGCUUGCCCAGUGACAGAACCUGUGAAACAUCGUGUGCUGAACGAGGUCUUGUACCAAAUAAUUGGAAUGUACCAAGUGAGGCUAAAACUGCCAUUCCUGUGUCCUCUGAUGGGAAUUAUCAAGUGGUCUUACCUGAAGCCUCAAUUCCACCACUUUCUAUUGGGUUAGGAAUUUUUUCUAAUGAUGCAGAAGUGGAAAGGAUAUGGCAAUACCAGGAUCCGACUGGAAGAGUUCAGGGUCCAUUUUCUACGACGCAGUUACGCAAUUGGAACAAUAGUGGACAGUUCUCUCCUGAUCUUAGAGUAUGGAGGAUAACCGAAUCACAAAAUGACUCUAUACUGUUAACCAAUGCAUUAAAUGGAUGUUACAACAAAGCAUCUUCCUUAUUCCACAACAGUCAUCUUCUGAGUCUAGGGCGAGGAAAUGGACUUUCUUUGGAUGGUCCUGAUAAUCAUCAUAAUGAUCAAAGGAAUGGAGGUAUGGAUUCUGGUACAAAUUCUGUUCGGUUUGUCAUGGAUUUUAUCAGGAAUAGCAACUCUGAGCAGAAAGGUCAUGUUGCAGCUUGUGACGCUGAAAACGAGCCUAUGAUGAGCACUGGUUCAAGUUCACCUUCUAAAGAUUUGUGUGCACCUGCUGAUACUGUCAACUCGAAUCAGUCUCCGGCUGGGAACCCUGAGGUAGCACACGAGUCCUUGAAUAACAACAAUUCGUGGUCCUACCCAUCCCUUAUGAAUUUACUUUCAUCCGCUACGUUAUCCUUACAACCACCGGCGGCUGAAAUUCAUCAUGCCAAGGAAAACCACAGCCCCAGUAACGAGGAUCAGAAUUCCCAGACUAUUACUUUGGGAGGAAUUCAUUGCCAACCUGGUCGCAAGAAACGGUCUAAUUGUGAGGACUGUUCUAGUCAAUCUUCCGGACAAAACUGGACCGCUCCGACUGCAGAUGCUUCCUCUCGUGAAUGGAACUCUAAUUGCAGUGGUCUAUCUUUGAUGGGUUCAUUCAAGCCAUCAGAGAUUCCUCAUUCUACCCUGAAACCAAUGAGUGGAGAUGUUGAAAUUAAACAAUCUGCAUCUUCGAGCGUUCUUGUUCAGAAUUCUGGCCCUAGUUGGAGUAGCGCCUUGAGCUUAGCGGGUGGACGACAGCUUCCUAGUCAACUAGCAGCAGGUGCAUGGGGUGGGUAUUCAGCUGCACCAGGUAGGCCGAUUGGGGACUUGAACUCCAGUUUCAUAACUGCCUCUGGUCUGAAAUCAUCUGAUAUAAUCGACGAUCAUGAAACAACUGCGGCGACAAUAAAUUGGGAGGCAAUUGUUGAUGAACCCAAUGACUUCAAUUCCUUGGUUGAUGAAUCUGUCUCAGAUUUGUUGGCAGAAGUGGAAGCAAUGGAAUGCUUGAGUGGUUUGGCUUCCACAGCAUCGAUGGUGAAUUGUAGCGAGGGACUAACUCGGGAUUCUAGAAAUGAUUGUUUUUUUUCGGUCGACGCUUUCAGUCCAGCAGCUGAGAUGGGGAAGGUGGACGCAUUGAGUUCCACAGCCAAUUUGCAGUUUCCAGGUCACAUCAGAGUGAAAGAUGAGCAACCAUGAACUGCAGAAAACUCUCAACCGGUAAUCAAGUCGAGGGACGAAAAUCCUUUUUUGUAACAUAUCACUGAACCAAUCUGAAACUCCGACAAACAAGCAAGACGUACGUACGGGAAUAUUUCCCCGGAUCUUUGGCUUAUGCAGGAAUAUUGUGGGAAUAAGAUCGGCAACGAUUACAGGUCGUAAAAGCUGGACAGACAUUUCUGCAACUGAUCCUGAAAUAUGGCCAAAUGAGCAAUUGUUUUAACACAUUAUGUAGUUCUAGUUCGAGAAAUGAAGAUUCAGUGUAGUUGUAGAUCUCCCUGUGGAACAGACGGCCGCCAUUCAGCGGCGGAAUAGAUGGUCUUCUUUCAGGUUUCAGGCCGCCACCCAAAGGGCAGCGGAGUCUGUAAAUAUUAAUUAUUAUGGAGGAGAAAUGAUAAAAACUAUGCAAUAGAGGAGAGGAGGAGCUCCAUGCAUUUUUUUAAGCAUAUGUAGUUGAUAGUUCCAUUGUUAUACACUGCACAUUCGGUUUUUACAUUCAUUAUUCGUCCGGGAAAGUCGAUCCUUUUAACAUUAUUGUAACUUUUACAACAUGAAAGCUGCACCAUUUAGAAGGCCUGUGGAAUAAUAUGAAUAUCAAUAAUACCUGAUUGUUUAGACUUUUUCACA